AUGCAUGCGUUAAAUUCACGUGUGCGCUCUUAGUAAUUAAUUAUUUAUGUUUUAUUGAGGCGUGGAACUGAGCCGUUUUGUUGGCGUAGAGAGAAGGUCACCGGGGAAAUGACCGUUGUUACGUUGACAUCCGUACGAACGAGUAUUACGUAAAAAUAUCGAUUUCCUGUUUUUGCAAAACAAUGUAUCAAUCAAACCGAAUGUGGGCCUCCGCUUCAUUCGUGGGGGUCCUCAUCAUCAUCGGGAUGCCGCUAUGGUGGAAAACUACGGAAGUUUACAGGGUCUCGCUGCCGUACGAAAAGAUUUCAUCGUUCAAACCUCUAUCGCAUUUCGUCACAACUGAACUGAAAGUCUUAGCCAACGAUGACGCUACAGCAUCUAAGAUCGUCAGCGAGAUACAGAAGGCAUUUGCUGAAUCUGAUAUAAUAAAGAUCAAAAUCGAGAAAACAGUAAUGUCGGAGCGACAACAGCACAUUUUGCGGUCGGUGGUUGAUAUGGAGAAAGCCGUCGAAGAACUAGCUUCUACAUUGGACCUCGACCAAGAAAAUAUAUUCCACGUGGUGCAAAAGAAAUCGUUGUCUCACAAUAUCUGGGUUGGCAACGAAAGAAUAAUGUUCUUCGAUGAUGAGAAAGCAUCAGAAACAAUAGUGAAAGCGUUAGACGGCUGGAUAUAUCAGACUUCAGUACUCCGAGGAGCCAGAUCGGACACUCCUGAUCAAGCCCGAAGCACGAGGUUCCCGCCGGAGUCGGCCUACCACAUCACACUGUCCAUAGUGCAUCCAAGGCCUGACACAAUGCAAGUUGUUUGGAAUGCCGCUGAAGCUGUCGAGGAUUACAUUGGCAGCUUUGUCGACGAGUUAAGCUCCUUGCACAACUUCACGCUGAAGUCGCAGUGGCUUCAUCUACUCGAUUUUGAGUUUCAAGCUAGAGAGAUAAAAGAAGCCAGUGAAUGGGGACGUCACUUCGCGGUGCGUCAGGACCGGCUGUCAUUGUUAUUGACAAGGCUCGAGGAACGGGCCGCGACGCACGUCUCCGAGCUAUCGACGAUCAACCUGGCGCUCUACAUUGUUCCCUGCGAUAAAGCUCCCAUUAUUAUAUACGAUAAUGAAGGUCGCAAAAAUCCUUUGUCGAUACAAGCUUUUAUGUCCCCCAAGUGGGGGGGCGUGGUGAUCGCCAGUCCCCCGGCCGAGCAGUGCUCCCAGCAGGUCCGGGAGUUCGAGCCCAGCGUGGGACAGGUCAUGGGCGCGUUCGUGUCCCACCUCAGGGAACUGCUCGGGAUCACCAAAAAGGACGCAAUCGAAGGAGCACACUUAGAGCCUUUGAGGUCGGUGUCGCCGCGCCGCUGGGAGGUGGACGCGCUACUCCGCAUCAGGACCUUAGAGCAGGUCACAUCCGCUGAAAGAACCCUACAGUCUCUAGCGCAAUUAUUGGAGGAGAUAUCGAACAUAGUGAUAAACGAUGAAGUGGGCGCGUCCAUCGCGGCCGCGGUGUCCGAGCUGGAGGCGGGUGCGGGGGAGGGUGCGGGGGCGGACGCGGCACGGGCGGGGCGGGCGCACGCGCAUGCGCAGCGUGCCUUCACGCACCCCAGUCUACUCGCGCUGCUAUACUUCCCGGACGAUCAGAAAUACGCGAUCUACAUACCGUUGUUUUUACCGAUAAUGUUCCCGGUGGUUUUGUCAUUGAGAAUAUUGUUAUUAUGGUUCAUGGGGAAACCGGUGCACAAAGAAAAAACUGAUUGAAAUUUAUUUUAAAGUAUUACAAAUAAAAUAUUUUAGGUUA
Bombyx mandarina (wild silkworm) is the source of this 1779-nucleotide messenger RNA. RefSeq names its product phosphatidylinositol glycan anchor biosynthesis class S (gene PIG-S). The record is from RefSeq and is a predicted model, not a curated record. Gene Ontology annotation, cellular component: GPI-anchor transamidase complex. Lineage: Eukaryota; Metazoa; Arthropoda; Insecta; Lepidoptera; Bombycidae. Gene Ontology annotation, biological process: attachment of GPI anchor to protein.